This is a messenger RNA of Daldinia loculata, 762 nucleotides long. Its product is annotated as alkaline-phosphatase-like protein. The record is from RefSeq and is a predicted model, not a curated record. Bases 136 to 660 code for a protein of 174 amino acids. Gene Ontology annotation, molecular function: arylsulfatase activity. The transcript is spliced from 2 exons. Lineage: Eukaryota; Fungi; Ascomycota; Sordariomycetes; Xylariales; Hypoxylaceae.
UAAUUUUCUGAUAAUCGUCGCUGACGACUUAGGGUUCAGCGAUACGUCUCCUUAUGGGGGCGAGAUCGACACCCCUAAUCUACAACAGCUAGCUAACGAGGGAAUCCGUAUGACCGGUUUCCACACAGCUGCAUCAUGUUCUCUUCUCCUACGAGAGCUAUGCUUCUGUCUGGCACAGACUCGAAUAUCGCCGGGUUGGGUGUAAUGGCGGAGAAAAUAAAAAAGGCUCUGGGCAUCUUUAAAGACAAGCCUGGUUAUGAAGGAUAUUUGAACUAUCGUGUAGCUGCUUUAGGGGAGAUCCUUCAAGAUGCGGGAUACUUUACACUCAUGAGUGGGAAGUGGCAUCUAGGCCUGAAGAGGGAACUUGGUCCGCACGCGAGAGCAUUUACCAAAGUACUUUCUACCCUUCCUGGGGCUGGAAACCACUUCAACCACGAGCCACAGCUAUAUGACCUUAAGGAAAAGCCGUCGGCUAUCUUCAAGGGUGAUGGUAUAUGGAUGAAACAUUCAGAGUUCAUCAACGGGAGCACAGAUCUACCUAAGGACUUUUACUCUUCUAACACAUUUACGGACUACUUCUUAGACUUCUUAAAGGAACGGACAACGGAAGAGAGAUCUCAGCCCUUCUUUGGCUAUCUCCCGUUUACAGCCCCUCACUGACCACUACAGGCACCGCAAGAAAUCAUCAAAAAGUACCAUGGCAAAUACGAUGAUGGACCUAUCGCGUUACGGGAUCGCAGACUCCGCAGCUUAAUCGAAAAG